Messenger RNA from Funneliformis geosporum, 1491 nucleotides. Lineage: Eukaryota; Fungi; Glomeromycota; Glomeromycetes; Glomerales; Glomeraceae. The record is from the annotation of a GenBank genome assembly.
AUGCGUUUUAAUGAUAGCAUUAAUUUUGAAAAUCCGGAAUCGAUUAAUAACAACAAUCUUAUUAAUGCGAGUCAUUUUAAUGAGAACCUUGUAGAUAAUCAAAAUUCUGAGAUUUUGAUGACGAAUAAUUUAACCAGACCGCGAAACGCAUUCGUUAGGAAUCGACACACGAUAUCUGAGAGGAGCCAACUAUAUCCAAUCUCUGAUCAACGUACCUUAUUAAAAAGGACGAGAACGACAAUCUCAUACCUUAUUUCGAACAACAAGUAUAAGUUACAAAAUCAUUUCAUAAAUUCGUUAGAAAACGCCAUCUUGAUUGAUUCGAAUAAUAACACCAAUUCAAGACAUCAACUUAAAAGUAUUAAGGAGAAUAAAGUCUUUGUAGAAAAAUGUCCUUUAUCCCCUCCCCUCUCUAUAUCUUUAAAUUCUCCUUUGACAAUUCAGCAUGGAAAGGUUUUAUUAGAUGAAGCUAUUAAAAAAUUUAACAGGCCAUGGGAAUUUUUACCUGACGCGGUUGUAAAAGAAAUGAAUACCAUCAAGGUGACCAAUAGAGGAAGGAUCAUUGAAAUUGAUCCUGAAUUCUGGAGUAGCGUUGUAAAAGACGCUUGCGUACAAUCAAAUUAUCCAUUUUACGUUCCAUUACCAUCAAGAUUGAAGAAUGUUGAUGAUGUUGAUGCCUUGGACCAACAAGAAGAAUUUGUAAAUGGUGAGGAUGAUAAAGUAACUUUAGACGAGAAAGAUGAAAUGUCUGAUGAGAUGGAUGAGGGAAAUCAGAAAUCUAUUAGCAAUCGAAUCAAAAAGAAGUUUAGACAAAAAAAGAAAUAUCAUCAACAAGUCAUUCAUAAAAGUCCAAAAAUCGAGGAAAUAAUAAAAGUAUAUGAAGAUGGAGAAGGAUUAAAUUAUUUUGAAAUUACCGUGUUAGAAAAAGAAUAUUCUCAUACAAAUAUUGUAAUUGGAGUUACCACGAAACCAUUUCCUUGCUACAAGCUACCAGGUCACACGGAACGUUCAAUAGGUUAUCAUUCAAAUACAGGGGAGGUUUAUCAAAAUUCAAUAUAUAAUGGAUGGGAUUAUGGACCAUCAUGGAAUAAAAUUAAUUACACCGUAGGAUGUGGAUAUAAACCGCUUACGGGCGAAAUUUAUUUUACACUUAAUGGAACAUAUUUAGGUACAUUGUUCACUGCAGAAGUUGAACAUGACAUCUUAUCUGAAAAAAGAUAUUAUUUAUUUCCUUCUAUUGGCGCUAAUGGAAAAUGUAAAGUUAGGGUUAAUUUUGGAGAAGAAGAAUUUGUUUAUAAAGAUAAUUAUGAGAAAGAUACUGAGAGAGGAUCAUCUAUUAAAUCUUAUGAUAUUGAAAGCUCAAGUAGUCGUUAUAGCGACGAUGAAAAUACAAUUCGCGUUAAACAUCCGGUAAAUGAACCAUUGGGAAGAUGGAAAGAUAUCAAUUUAGAAACCGAUGAAAAUAAGGUUUGGUGGAAUACCAUCGUAUAA